Molecule: messenger RNA, 1961 nt
Organism: Acanthaster planci (crown-of-thorns starfish)
Lineage: Eukaryota; Metazoa; Echinodermata; Asteroidea; Valvatida; Acanthasteridae
Gene: arfrp1
Product: ADP ribosylation factor related protein 1
Biological process (GO): Golgi to plasma membrane protein transport; intracellular protein transport; protein localization to Golgi apparatus
Cellular component (GO): Golgi apparatus
Molecular function (GO): GTP binding; GTPase activity
Source: RefSeq, a predicted model, not a curated record
CAAACAUAGACCACCUAGACACGAAAAAGUGAAGCAACGUGCGGCCAGACAUGUCAGAGACAAAAAGACUCACGUCACGGACACGAUCGUUGGUUCAGUUGGACUUGAAUAAGCCGAGGAGAAAAGGGUACGACUGAUAUCCCUCUACACAGAAACUCAGUCAUGGUUUCAUAUCCCUCCGAUCAGUAGAAAUCUACAAACCCGUGUAAUCUGCACACACGUUCAGCACACAGUUUCAACUGAUUGAACCUCAAGGACAGCUGUAGGGAGUUAUGUUGUUCCCACACCAUUCCUGAGUGGAAGGCAUUGCAACCCGGCCCGAAAUCAGAUCAGAGUUGUCAGAAGCUUCGGGGUCAUGUGAUCGACAAACGGCAAUUAAGGAGGGCCUAUGGACUCAAGAGACAAGUUGAUGGUCGUUUCCUGGCCCACGAUCCCGAUAAACGGACGUUAUUAAUUUUCUGAAAGUUGUUUAGAGAGUUUUUCAAUCCAUGGGGGACGGAAAGCAACUUUCCCACCCAUUCCCCUUGUUCAACUCCACCCAUCGCACGACAACACCGCAAUCUGACCAGCUGGAGAAUUAUUCCAGUACAAGAGGGCGCACUACAUGCUGUCGAAACUCCAAUCAAGCUGCCGCCCGUUCACCGAGUCCGAGGGAGACUUUGUCCAUCCACAGGGCUGUAGUUGAAGAGAUGCUCACUUGAAGCCAAGUCUUGUAACAUCACAAUGUUCAGUUUACUGUAUGGUUUAUGGCAGUACAUAUUUAGACGGGAUGAAUACUUCAUCUUGAUUCUUGGGCUGGAUAAUGCUGGAAAAACAACAUUCCUGCAGACAACUCAGAUGCAAUUCAACAAGGACUACAAAGGCAUGCCUUUGGACAAGAUCACUACAACAGUUGGUCUGAACAUUGGGAAGAUAGACACUGCAAGGAUUCGUUUGAUGUUCUGGGAUCUUGGUGGACAGGAAGAAUUGCAAGCAUUGUGGGAUAAGUACUACGCAGAAUCUCAUGCUGUCAUUUAUGUUGUGGAUUCAUCAGAUAAAGAACGAUUAGCAGCAUCUAGAUUAGCAUUCGAUAAAAUGAUAUCCAGCGAAGCCUUACACGGUGUACCGUUACUUGUCUUAGCCAACAAACAAGAUUUACCUGAUGUUCUACAUGUGUCUGACAUUAAAGCAGAAUUUAACAAAAGUGCAUCCAGUAUUGGAAGAAGAGAUUGCCACAUACAACCAGUGUCUGCGCUCACUGGGGAAGGGGUGAAUGAAGGCAUUGACUGGCUAGUUGAAUGUGUCAAACGGAAUACAUACCAAAGACCACCACAUGCUCAAGAGAUCAGCUGAUGAGGUCAAAUGUCCAGUCAACUUGAUGUUGGCAGUGUUACAUUGUUGUUUUGUGACUGGUAACUGUUUAUGGUUGUAAAUACAGCGUACCAUCAUUCUCGAUCAGACUGUCAUUGGCAGCUCUUUCUGAUGUUGAACUCAACCUCAAACAGACCAUGAAAACUUGAAGUUGAGGUUGGACUUUCCACAAAUAAAGGAUAUCCCAUGGAUGAUGUGACAUGCUUUUUCAUUCCUGGUAGUUAGAGGUUAAGGACGUUCAAAGCGCUCACACAUAGAUCCUAUAUUCCUUGGAAAUAUAAAUCCAAUAAUGAAUGACAUGUUAACAUAGGAUAAAUGAACCAUGUGAUACACUUUGGUGUGGCAGUUAAAGUCCUUGGUAGAAUGCUGACACUGAGUUAGAUCUUCAUACAUGUAUUAUUUUAUACCAAUGUGUCUGUGUUUUAAUUGGGCUUUGUAAGUGUAAUUCAUCAUGUAAUGUACUUGUUUUUCCAAUGGGGGAAGAAUUUAUUGCAGUAUUUUUAUAUCUAGAUUAUUAAUUACAUGUAUGUAUUGUGCUAGCUGCAAAGAAAACAUUGCAAAUGCAUUUAUUAAAGGUUUUUGGAACGGGACAAGGUUCUUGUCUCAAUUCA